GUUUGACAUCACCGCUCCCACGUGUUCUGUGCUCUCCAGCGGCUGCGGCACCCUGACCUCGACCCUCAGCCCCCAGACUCCGCCUGCAUUGCAGCCCCCCAGCCUCUUACCAGUCGGAUGCGAGAGCCUGUGAUUAAGUAAGAAAUCAGGCCUCACUGGAGAAAGACGUUCAAGCAAAGGCUGGACAACCACUUUUCCAGAACAAAAAGGAAACUCAUGCAUCAGAAAAGGUGACUAAUAAACAUACCAAAAGAAUAUGGCUGCACAAAUACCAGAAUCUGAUCAGAUAAAACAGUUUAGGGAAUUCCUUGGAACCUACAAUAAACUUACAGAAACCUGCUUUUUGGACUGUGUAAAAGACUUUACAACAAGAGAAGUAAAACCUGAAGAGAUCACCUGUUCAGAACAUUGCUUACAGAAAUAUUUAAAAAUGACACAAAGAAUAUCCAUGAGAUUUCAAGAAUAUCAUAUUCAGCAGAAUGAAGCCCUGGCAGCCAAAGCAGGACUCCUUGGUCAACCACGAUAAAGAGAAAUCCUGAUGGAUGGACUUUCAAUGAAAGAUUGCCAACAGCUGUUGCACUGGAAAUGAGGAUUCAUGUGAUGGAAUCCCCUGAAAGCAGUAGGCACCAUGUUAAACCACCUGUCGUGACUCUUUGGCAAUGGAAACCAAUGAAGAAACAACAUCGCUGUUCACCAAGAAUAAUAAAAUAGAAGAUCUUAUUGUUCAGAGAAAAUAAUAAGAUACAUUUGUUGAGGCCUUAAGAUUCUGCAGCUUGGUCCCUUGAUUAGAAAAAUAAACCAUUGUUUCUUCCAUUGUGACUGUUAAUUUUAAAGCAAAAUAUGUGUCCAAUCAUGUAUGAGAUAGAAAAAUUUUUAUUCUAAAAGUGAAAUAAAUGGAAAUAUCACUAAGCAGUUGUUUAUGCUAUAUAGAACCAUAGUUUUCUGACUGGACUGUGGAUACGUUGAAAUGUUUUUCAAUCGGGAUCAUCCAUCCUCCAAGCAUUCCUGUUCAUUCAUUUCUGCCUCAAGUUGCUGGUAAAUACAUAAAACAGUUACUUGCUAAUCA
Molecule: messenger RNA, 1066 nt
Organism: Ictidomys tridecemlineatus (thirteen-lined ground squirrel)
Lineage: Eukaryota; Metazoa; Chordata; Mammalia; Rodentia; Sciuridae
Gene: Timm9
Product: translocase of inner mitochondrial membrane 9
Source: RefSeq, a predicted model, not a curated record